Molecule: messenger RNA, 6302 nt
Organism: Pocillopora meandrina
Lineage: Eukaryota; Metazoa; Cnidaria; Anthozoa; Scleractinia; Pocilloporidae
Source: the annotation of a GenBank genome assembly
CGAACAACAACGAGGACUCAGGCGCUAGUAAACGCUGAGAGAAUGUGACAACCAGGUGUUCUACUCUUUCGUUUUAAACAAGCUUAACCCACAUGCAAAUGGCGACUCGAAAGCAAACAACUGAACAGGUAAACAGCUAAUACGUGGUUUUCACAAAAAAGGCAUUUAAGACUUACGAUUGAUAGGCUGGAUAGGCAAAACCCAGGCAGGUCACAAUCAAAUCUGCUCCAUAGCCAAACACAAGAUAAAGGGCGAAUAUACCAACAAGACCUAUAAGUGCAAGAACAGCAUGGUCAGAGGCGAAGGGACGGGGACUCGUCCAAAAUGCGUUAGAGUAUCUACAAAUUACCGAGAAAUAAAUAAAGCCUUUUCACUCCAGUCUUCUUCUCGAUUUUAUCUAAGACAUCGGUAAAGAAAUUCUUCUCGUGAAGCCAAUUAUCGAGCUUUUCUUUGCCCGUAUUUAUACUCUCCGUAGCCGACAUUUUUGCAAAUUACAACGGAAUUACUUAUUCCAAGGCGGGUUUGCGAUAAACCAUGUAUUCCUCCAAGGGACUGGUCACAUGACUUGUUCAACCAAUCGGCGUUGUGUUCAAUACAUGACUUAAUCAGUCACGUUCUGUUCACGUUCAGGCAAAUGGUUGUUUAUUUUCAGGGCACCAUUUCAAUAUCAAGAAAAAGAGUGUAGUUUAAAAUCGCGCACUGUCUUCCUUCCAGGACUUACGAUAGAGAGUAAUUACUAAUAAGUAUCUAAAAAUCGUUCUCUUACUUGCACAAAUGUUCCCCGAAACGCGAAUGUUGUGUUACACCCGUCCUCACCUCACGUAUUGACAUAAUUUCUUGGCUUUUCCCCAUCCUAGCAACUGAUCAAUGAUUAUUCAGAUGUGCAGGCAAAGCUAUACUAAUGCGUUUUGUUUGUAUUAUUUUGAUACAAAAUAAGAAUUUAAGUGAGGUGAUAUGUCCGACCACGGCUAUUAAAAACUCAGUAGAAAAAUAUAUUGUGAGCCUGUUUUUGGCAGCAAUCCAGAUCAAGUACCAGAGCGAAACUAGGCAAAUUUCGAAUACGUCCUUAACUUAUUUAAAGGAUCUUUAUACUCAAUGACGUAUGUACUUCGAAGUUAUGACGUCCGCAGCGAUAAUUUCAAGACGAAAACUUUUGCCUCAAAACUUGAAGGAAUUUUCGCCACGCUAGAGUCACGAACUAGCCGACUGUGGCAGGAAAUGGACAAUCAUUGUUACUCAGUUACUGGUAAUUAACAAUUUCAAUAACUAACCAGCGGGUAUGGGAUUUUUCUUCGCCAAUUCCUUUCCCUUCUCCAUAUACGCUUUUAGCGAGUCCGCUUCUUGUGUUGUAUCAUUUGAAACUUGUGCGUUCGUUGUAGCAUCUUCCAUACUUUCAUGUACAAGUUCGCUGGCCAAAUACCGGUGUGCGGAGAUCAGGAAUUUCGUUUGCGACGAUCGUUAGAUCUGCCGUGACUUUCAGCCAAUCAUGACACCCGCGGACAAGCGCAUGCGGAGUACCUACUUACCUUACUUCUGCAACAGGUUUACUCAAUAAAGAAUCUGUUUCAAGUUAGAUUCUGAUAAAAGCUUCUUAUUUUUUUUUCUGGGGAAAUGAUCGAACCUCUCAGGUGCACAGCUAAUUUAUCCGGCUGGCCUGGGCUGACCUAGGAUACGACAAUAUUUAAAUAAAAGAUACCUUCCUCACUUUCCCGUAAAUUUUCUUUCAGUUUCAGUAGUACCUCUGUAAGAAUGGCCAAUCAAUCAUUGAAACUAUUAAGAUUUUUUGUCUUUUAUAAUUCAGACUAGCCUCCUGGACUAGUUUUAAUUUUUUUUCUUCCUAGUGCAUGGUUUGUACCCAAGAAGAGUUUGCUAUCAUAAAAGACUGGGAACUAAUCAGGAUAAAAUCCAAAAUGGUGUUCGACAGGCUAAGAGGAAUCGAACGAGAAAAUCUCCCUCUUUCGCGGCAACAAACCGUUGACGACCAGGAAUCUCUAGCACAACAAAAUAUUUUAUCAUCUGUUAAUGGAAAGACACCAAAAGAGCAUCAGAUAGGUGAGUUACCAAGCUGUUAACAUGAAAACUUAGCCGAUAUGCUAAACUGUCAACGGCCUUACGUUUGUGACUUUCAGGAACUAAGAAAUAUAUGUUAUGUAACUACUUACAAUUUACUGAUACCGUUGUGGUUAUUGCUAUAAUUAAUCUAAAAUGAGUAGAAAAUGGUUUUAAUAGCGUAGCAGAGACUCUGUACAUCAUCGUUAGAUAUAUGCACGAUGGAGCAUAAGAAAUAAACUUGUUUGAAUUAGUAACAAAAUAAUCGUUAUUGGGUUUAGAACAAUUUGUCUCUUUUGGAGUGCUCUAGAUUGUUGAGAAUUCUGCUCUGCCUGUUUUACUUUCCUGUUUGAUGUGUGGUGCUCACUACUCACGAUUACAAUAGCUGUUUUUGUUUUAUUUUUAUUAUUUCUUGUCAUGGAACUUAAACUGCCCUUCUUACAUGCUGAGCUUAAUUUGCCAUCGAUUGAAAGAGGAUGGGGGGUGGGGGAGGGGGAGUGGAAGCAUGGCUUGGGAGAAUAAGAUACAAUUUUAUGGGUGUGAGAGGUAUAUAAUGCUAAGUAGUGGCAUGCCUAAGGUGCAAGAGGCAUUAAGGAGGGGGUAGACAGGAGGAGGUGUUAACAGUUUGAAGGUAAAUGAUUCAAGCUUAACACUUGAAGUUUAAAGUAAAAGUUGGUAAAUUGUCUACUUUCAUCGGUUAGUUGACACCAGUAGCAGUUCCUGAAUAUUUGCUUUUUCCUUUGUAUGAUUUGUGGUGUAGUUGCUCAUUUAUAACACAAUCAACAAAUUUAUAUGGUUAAUGUAUUUCUAUUUUUCAUCUUUGCAGAAAGCACACAAAGACUUGUUGGUUUUGCAAUUGGUACUGGGAGGUAGGAUGGAAGAAUCCCUCUGAGAAUUUUCUUAACUGGUUACUAUUUGUGAUCUGUCUCCUUAUGAGUGUAUUGUUUCUCUUAGUAUUCUUGCUGCACAGUUUCUGACACAUCCAUUUACAGUCUUCAGGAGACAGUGUCAGGUAUCUUGUGCUUGCAUUAAUUGUUCUAUGAAUAAAUUCAAUAAUGUUGACUGUAUAAUGAUAAGUAAAAUGUGGUCAACUGUGGGUUGAAAAUGAGAUCCUCAAGCAAGUCUUAUGAUGACAAACAUUACAAGAGGUUUGUUUAUCCCAACAUGAAGUUGGCUUUUAGAAAAUGGUAUCCUUGUUGGAAAGCUUGCUCAGGGAAACUUUGAAAUUGUGUUUUUUGUUAUAAAAAUUACUUGAAUGCAAGGAUUAGCACCUCUGUCUCUGCCUCGGUGGCAUAUCAUUAUGAUAUCAUACUUUACAUUUAGUCAGUAUCUGUUUUAAUUUGUUUUAAUAAAAAAUUAGUAGAUCUGUUGAACAAGGACAACCAGAUGAGAUAUUAAGCCAGUCUGACUAAGAACAGAACAUCAAAUGAAUCUAUUUUUGAUGGUGCCACAAAUUGAGAACUGCCUAUUCUGUAUUGUUUUAUUGAGUUUUUCUUCACCAGGUAAAUCAUGGUGCCAGAAAAUACCACUUAGCACCCUUCACUGUGUUCCAAAUCUUGCUUCGUGUGAGAAGAAGUCAGGUGAGAUUAUUAAUUUUAUACUGUGAACAUAGAAUUGGAAAAAUCUACUCUGAGGCUGUGGUUAUAGAUGCUUGAUAAAGACCAAACCCCUGUAUUUAAAUUGAAAUGAUCAUGAUUGUGAUUGAUGCUGUCAUUUUAGGGUUAUGGUGCUUUGUGGAAGGGUUGUGGUAGUACCUAUGUUGUGUGUGCUGUCAAUUUCUUUGGUGAAGCAGCAGUGAGCAGCCUUACUCAUCUACCCUAGUAAGUCACAAGUAGAACUGUGUAAUUAGACAGAGUAAUUUUCAAUUGAGUAUUGAAAAUUGAUUGCUUUGGUUUUGCUUUACUUGGCUUUGGUCCUUUGGUUACUUGAGAGUUGUGCCACUUUGUCAAUCAGUCAAAUCCAAAACUGAAACCAGUCACAACAUAGCUGCUGGAUUUUUGCUUUGUUUCAGGGUGUUCAGAUAUUUUUUAAAUGAAUUGCGAAAAUUGGAAUACGGUCAAACAUGUACAAAGAGUUCAUGAAAGAGUCUGUAAAAAGCAUUGUUUGUCUUAUUAAGCAUCAUUUGGUAAGCCAUUCUUAACUGAAUUUUCACAUCAAUCUUUUUAGUGAAAAACCAGAGAGAACUAGUUCAUACAAAGAUGUUGGAGGCCAUCUUCUUUUGAAAGGGUAUGAAUGAGAUUAAGUGACUUCUAAAAUAGUUUUAUGAAAUGUGUGCUCUGUUUUACAAUUGACUGAUGGAGAUGAAAAGUAAAAUUAUACACCAUAAAUGAUGAGAUUAAAAGGAAUGAUUUAGGGAAGUCCAGUUAAUUAUCACUUCAAACACAGCAAUGAAACAGUCUCAGUAUCAUACCAUUGUCUCUUGGUCAUUUCUUGUCUUGCAGCUUUGUAAAUUUUUGGCCAUUUUUUAUUGUUGAUUUCUGCACAAUGCAUGAACAUUCUCUUUGCUUUCAUUGGAGUUCUAUUUAUACCAAAUGUACCUUCAAGUUGGUGUCAUUUUUUUCUUGAUGUUUUGUAACAUUAUUGAAUGAUUUUACAGAUUAAGUUUGGCUCUUAGCAUGCCAGUGGCGGCAGCAAGCUUAACAGAAACAGUCAAGGUAAAUAUAUUAUCACAUCCUUUUUUUUUUUGGUUCUUCAUGUCACUAGAGGUUUUGCUAGCCUUCUUUCAUGUAAAUGUCAGUCUCAAAAAUUUAAGUUUGCUUUUCACAUCUAUCAGUGAUAUUGAACAAAAGAACUGCUGACAUCUACAACAGAUUUUAUGUUAAAUGUUGUCUUAUUUAUUGAUCGUCACUUGAUCAGCAAGUGGGCUAGGGAAAGGGGAAGAAUCUCCAACUCUCUGUACCCUGAUCACCUCUCUCCAUCUUUUAGUUCAAAAUCUUUCAGAUUACAGGUUAUCAUAAGUUCCUACAUACCACAAUCUCCACUCCCAUAUCCCAUACCUCUGCACUCAUAAACUCUCCUUUGCAACCUUCCUGUCCCCUGCCAUGGGUCAGCCAUGAUCAGCCAGUUUUUAAUAUGUUGGUGAUUUUGUUUGUUUCAUGGUCACAUUUUUGCACUCCUCCCUUGCUUUCCACCUGUUAAAAUGUUCAACUCUUAAGCCUUGUCUCUCUGUUCUCUUGCAUGGCAUCAGUCUUCUACUUUCAAGUGUUACAGUGUACCCCUGUAUCCAUGUACUGAUCAGCUGUAACCAGCCAAGUUUAGGGGGCUGGUGCUUUUGUGUGUCAGUUAGGGAUGUUUAUUUAGCUCUCUUAGUGUAGCAGUGUACUUUGAUAUUUGAAAGUGAGGUAUGUGAUCUGAAUAUAUUUCUUGCUUUUCUUUCAGAGUGACCUCACCCGUUACCAAGACAAUAUGUUUGACAGUUUAAAAGACUGGAUGUACCGCAUUGUAGGCUGGGAUAGAUCAUCAGGUCGUCAUGGUCGCCUCCUCCCCAUGUGGACCCUGGUGCUUCCCACAGUUCUUCACGGCCUGCUUACCUAUGUCUUGGGUACAUUGAUUCAACACUUGGUAUUGAUAAAACUGAAGGGCAAGGGCAUCCACAAGUCACCCGACACAGACCCUACAUCAUCAGAUGAGGAACCGCCGGGCCCUACUGAUAUGACUCGUACUUAUUACCCAGAACUUGUGGCCAAUUUUUAGCAUUUUUUAUCCCUGAGUUUUUGUUGUAUCCUUUGAGACGGUUCUUAACCAACUGUAUGUCCAAGGCACUCGGACCAUCAUUGACGAUCUUGAUACUGGUACUGGUGUGGUGCCACUAUGUACAAACUAUGAUGGUAUGUUGGACUGUUUCCGCUCCAUCUGGCGGGAUGAAGGUCUUGGGGGUUUUUACAAAGGCUUCGGUGCACUGCUGAUUCAGCUGUUUAUUCACUGGCUCAUUCUAAAGCUGACUCAGUUUGUAUAUAAGGAAAUUUCCCAGGAUUUUAAAGGCAAAUAAUUAAUUGCUUGUGUGUCUUAAGAAAUGAAGAUCUUAAUUAACAAUAUCUUAAUAUUGGGGUCAUUCUUUGUACAGUUGAUGUCACACGGGAUUGUUAAGGGAUAUGUGUAGGACACGAUGAUCUUUGCAACGAUUCCCUUGCUCUCCUAACUAUAAUUUAUCAGAAGUUUAACUAUUUUGGUAUUUUUUAACUGAACUUGAUCCUCUAUGGUUACUUCUGACUGUUAUUGCCUCAAGUGGAAAGAUAAGUUGGCCAAAAAUCGAG